CAACAACCUGUGUUACUACAAUUUAGGCAAAACUUUUCUCCAGGUAAAACUGACACACUUUUAAGUUAUUACAUUCGAUACGAUUCCGUAUUAUGGGGGAAGUAUUUUCCUGCGCGUUAGAGAAAUGUUUUGUUUGUUAGUUUAGCAUGUGUAGCAACUAAAUAAGCUAACUUUGUGUCACCUGUCUAGCAUACAUUCAUGUUGACAGUCUUGGUUAGCAGACAGUACUUUAAUAUGCCCAGGUGUCGCUCUGUUCUCAGCUUUAACAAGGUUGCGGGUGUAGCUGAAUUGUGUGCGAGCUGUCGUUGACACGUCCUGGUAGUUUUAUGUGGCGCUGACAGAACCCGGGUCGUUCGCAAUGCUCCUGCAGCUGCUCCCACCUAUCAACUAGCCGCCCGGCUGCUCUCCUGUCCGCCGCCUGCCCAUGGCUCACUGCGGCCCCGCAGAGCCCAGCGCAAAGGCGCAGGCACCGCGUCCCGACAGCAACAAGCCCGUGCAGGGCAGUGUCGACCAGGGUAUGAAGCCGGUGCUUUUCGAGAUCUUUGGGGAGUUGUGGACCGUCCAGUCCCGGCUCGGCCAAGGAGUCUCGGCCUCAGUGUACCAGGUCAGCUCGGGCAGAGCCAGCACAACCGCCGCUGUCAAGGAGUUUCAGGCCGACACUCAGGGAGGAGACUACGGGUAUCACAAGGAGAGGUCCGUGCUGGAAGAUAUCCAGGGACAUAAAAAUAUAGUCACACUUUACGGGGUGUUCACCAACCACAGCUGUAUGGGUGUUGCCACCCGCUGUCUGCUGCUGGAGCUCCUGGAUGUCAGUGUGUCUGAUCUGCUGACCAGUGGUACCCAGGGUGGAAGACCCCAACAGGGCCACUCCAUGUGGCUGGUGCAGCACUGUGCCAGAGACAUCAUGGAGGCUCUCGCCUUCCUCCACAAGGAAGGCUACGUCCACGCCGACCUCAAGCCACGCAACAUCCUCUGGAGCGCCGAUGACGAGUGCUUUAAGCUCAUCGACUUCGGACUCAGCUUCAAAGAGGGAAACCAG
Messenger RNA from Notothenia coriiceps (black rockcod), 1039 nucleotides. Its product is annotated as serine/threonine-protein kinase Kist-like. The transcript is spliced from 3 exons. The record is from RefSeq and is a predicted model, not a curated record. The annotation marks the transcript as partial. Gene Ontology annotation, molecular function: ATP binding; protein serine/threonine kinase activity; ribonucleoprotein complex binding. Gene Ontology annotation, biological process: peptidyl-serine phosphorylation; positive regulation of translational initiation; regulation of protein export from nucleus. Lineage: Eukaryota; Metazoa; Chordata; Actinopteri; Perciformes; Nototheniidae. Gene Ontology annotation, cellular component: neuronal ribonucleoprotein granule; nucleus.